Messenger RNA from Hipposideros armiger (great roundleaf bat), 7976 nucleotides. It is a transcript of the gene CNTNAP2, whose product is annotated as contactin associated protein 2. The transcript is spliced from 23 exons. The annotation marks the transcript as partial. NCBI's taxonomy places the organism in Eukaryota, Metazoa, Chordata, Mammalia, Chiroptera, Hipposideridae. The record is from RefSeq and is a predicted model, not a curated record.
AAAAAUGCGAUGAGCCACUUGUGUCAGGACUCUCCCAUGUCGCUUUCAGCAGCUCAUCCUCUAUGUCCGCAAGUUAUUCUCCCGGCUAUGCCAAGAUCAACAAGCGAGGCGGUGCUGGGGGAUGGUCUCCCUCUGACAGUGACCAUUAUCAAUGGCUCCAGGUUGACUUUGGCAAUCGGAAGCAGAUCAGUGCCAUUGCAACCCAAGGAAGGUACAGCAGCUCGGACUGGGUGACCCAAUACCGCAUGCUGUACAGCGACACCGGGAGGAAUUGGAAACCCUACCACCAAGACGGGAAUAUCUGGGCGUUCCCGGGGAACACCAACUCCGACGGCGUGGUCCGGCACGACCUCCAGCACCCGGUGGUGGCCCGCUACGUGCGCGCGGUGCCGCUGGACUGGAGCGCGGAAGGCCGCAUCGGGCUGCGGAUCGAGGUCUACGGCUGCGCGUACUGGGCAGCUGUUAUCAACUUUGAUGGCCAUGUUGUGUUACCAUAUAGAUUCAGAAACAAGAAGAUGAAAACACUGAAAGAUGUCAUUGCCUUGAAAUUUAAAACCACUGAAAGCGAAGGUGUGAUCUUGCACGGAGAAGGACAGCAAGGGGAUUACGUCACUUUGGAACUGAAAAAAGCUAAGCUGGUCUUCAGUUUAAACCUCGGAAGCAACCAGCUGGGCCCCAUCUAUGGCCACACAUCCGUGACGACAGGCAGCCUGCUGGACGAUCACCACUGGCACUCUGUGGUCAUCGAGCGCCAGGGCCGCGGCAUCAACCUCACGCUGGACAGGAGCACCCAGCACUUCCGCACCAACGGCGAGUUCGAUUACCUGGACCUGGACUAUGAGAUCACCUUUGGAGGCAUACCUUUCUCGGGCAAGCCAAGUUCCAGCAGCAGGAAGAACUUCAAGGGCUGCAUGGAAAGCAUUAACUACAAUGGCAUCAACAUAACUGACCUGGCGAGAAGGAGGAAGCUGGAACCCUCCAAUGUGGGAAACUUGAGUUUCUCGUGUGUGGAGCCCUAUACGGUACCUGUCUUUUUCAACGCCACCAGUUACCUGGAGGUGCCUGGGCGGCUCAACCAAGACCUGUUUUCGGUCAGUUUCCAGUUCAGGACUUGGAACCCCAAUGGCCUCCUGCUUUUCAGCCACUUUGCAGAUAAUCUGGGCACCGUAGAGAUUGACCUCACCGAGAGCAAAGUUGGUGUUCACAUCAACGUCACGCAGACCAAGAUGAGCCAGAUCGACAUUUCCUCAGGCUCCGGGCUGAAUGACGGACAGUGGCAUGAGGUCCGUUUCCUGGCAAAGGAAAACUUUGCUGUUCUCACCAUCGAUGGAGAUGAGGCAUCAGCAGUUCGAACUAAUAGUCCUCUUCAAGUCACAACAGGCGAGAAGUACUUCUUUGGAGGUUUUCUGAACCAGAUGAAGAACUCAAGUCACUCUGUCCUGCAGCCUUCAUUCCAAGGCUGCAUGCAGCUCAUUCAAGUGGACGAUCAACUUGUCAAUUUAUACGCCGUGGCACAGCGGAGGCCAGGAAGUUUCGCGAACGUCAGCAUUGACAUGUGCGCCAUCAUAGACAGAUGUAUGCCCAAUCACUGUGAGCAUGGUGGGACGUGCUCGCAGACGUGGGACAGCUUCAGAUGUACCUGCGACGAGACGGGGUACAGUGGGGCCACCUGCCACAACUCUAUCUAUGAGCCUUCCUGUGAAGCGUACAAACACCUAGGCCAGACGUCCAAUUACUACUGGAUAGACCCUGAUGGCAGCGGACCGCUGGGACCUCUGAAAGUUUACUGCAACAUGACAGAAGACAAAGUGUGGACCAUCGUGUCGCACGACCUGCAGCUGCAGACGACCGUGGUGGGCUACAGCCCGGAGAAGUACUCGGUGACACAGCUCAUGUACAGCGCCUCCAUGGAGCAGAUCAGCGCCAUCACCAGCAGCGCCGAGUACUGCGAGCAGUAUGUGUCCUACUUCUGCAAGAUGUCCAGGCUGCUGAACACCCCAGAUGGAAGUCCGUACACCUGGUGGGUUGGCAAGGCCAACGAGAAGCAUUACUACUGGGGAGGCUCCGGGCCCGGCAUUCAGAAAUGCGCCUGCGGUAUCGAGCGCAACUGCACGGACCCCAAGUACUACUGCAACUGCGACGCGGACUACAAGCAGUGGAGAAAGGACGCUGGCUUCUUAUCCUACAAAGAUCACCUGCCGGUGAGCCAGGUGGUGGUUGGAGACACUGAUCGGCAAGGCUCUGAGGCCAAGCUGAGCGUGGGUCCCCUGCGCUGCCAAGGAGACAGGAAUUACUGGAAUGCUGCGUCUUUCCCAAACCCAUCUUCCUACCUGCACUUCUCCACCUUCCAAGGGGAAACCAGUGCCGACAUCUCUUUCUACUUCAAAACGUUAAUCCCCCGCGGAGUGUUUCUGGAAAACCUGGGCAACACGGAUUUCAUCAAACUCGAGCUGAAAUCUACCACGGAAGUCUCCUUUUCAUUUGACGUUGGCAAUGGGCCAGUGGAGAUCGUGGUGAGGUCGCCCUCCCCUCUCAACGAUGACCAAUGGCACCGGGUCACCGCGGAGAGAAACGUCAAGCAGGCCAGCCUCCAGGUGGACCGGCUGCCCCAGCAGGUCCGCAAGGCGCCCACAGAAGGUCACACCCGCCUGGAACUGUACAGCCAGCUGUUUGUGGGUGGUGCCGGAGGCCAGCAGGGCUUCCUGGGCUGCAUCCGCUCGCUGAGGAUGAAUGGGGUGACACUGGACCUGGAGGAAAGAGCAAAGGUCACUUCUGGGUUCAAAUCCGGGUGCUCGGGCCACUGCACCAGUUAUGGGACCAACUGCGAGAACGGAGGCAAAUGCAUCGAGAAAUACCACGGGUACUCCUGUGACUGUUCCAGCACCGCGUAUGAUGGCACCUUCUGCAACAAAGAUGUUGGUGCUUUUUUUGAAGAGGGCAUGUGGCUACGGUAUAACUUCCAGGCAGCCGGGACCAGCGGCAAAGAAUCGGGCAGCAGACGGGAGAACCCCCUCGAGCAGCAGGGCUCCCCUGCAGACCUGGCCCGGGAGGAGAUCCAGUUCAGCUUCAGCACCACCAAGGCGCCCUGCAUCCUUCUCUACGUCAGCUCCCUCAGCACCGACUUCUUGGCGGUCCUCGUCAAACCCACCGGAAGCUUACAGAUUCGGUACAAUCUGGGUGGCACCAGAGAACCAUAUAACAUUGACGUAGACCACAGGAACAUGGCGAAUGGACAGCCCCACAGUGUCAACAUCACCCGUCACGAGAAGACCAUAAUUCUCAAGCUGGAUCAUUACCCGUCUGUGAACUACCACCUGCCAAGUUCAUCUGACACACUGUUCAACUCGCCCAAGUCGCUCUUUCUAGGAAAAGUUAUAGAAACAGGGAAAAUCGACCAAGAGAUUCACAAAUACAACACCCCAGGAUUCACCGGGUGCCUCUCCAGGGUCCAGUUCAACCAGAUCGCCCCCCUCAAGGCAGCGCUGAGGCAAACCAACGCCUCGGCCCACGUUCACAUCCAGGGCGAGCUGGUGGAGUCCAACUGCGGGGCCUCCCCGCUCACCCUCUCACCUAUGUCGUCCGCCACCGACCCCUGGCACUUGGACCACCUGGAUUCAGCCAGUGCUGAUUUCCCAUAUAACCCAGGACAAGGCCAAGCUAUAAGAAAUGGAGUCAACAGAAACUCGGCUAUCAUUGGAGGGGUCAUCGCCGUGGUGAUUUUCACCAUUCUCUGCACCUUGGUCUUCCUCAUUCGGUACAUGUUCCGUCACAAGGGCACCUACCACACCAACGAAGCAAAGGGAGCAGAGUCGGCAGAGAGCGCAGACGCUGCCAUCAUGAACAACGACCCCAACUUCACAGAGACCAUUGAUGAAAGCAAGAAGGAAUGGCUCAUCUGAGGGGUGGCGAUUUGGCGAUGGGCUAGGGAGGGGGAAGUUAUCAGGGGGAAGGGAAAGGCACGAAAGCACCCUGCUUCAUACUCUUGAGCACAUCCUUAAAAUAUCAGCACAAGUUGGGGGAGGCAAGCAACAGAUUAUUGAGACUGAUCACCACAAAAAAAAUACUUUUUAAUAUUUCUUUAUAGCUGAGUUUCCCCUUCUGUAUCAAAACAAAACAAUACAAAAAAAUGCUUUUAGAGUUUAAGCAAUGAUUGAAAUUUGUAGGUAAUACCUGUCAUAUUUUGUGUGUGUUUAGAGGUGUUCUAAAAACCCAUGGUAACAGGGCAAGUUUUCUACAUUUUUCAGAGCCCUUAGAAUGUGGAUAUUUUUUCUUGAGAAAAGCUGAUGCACAUACGUAUGGCCUCCAGCAUUCUCUUCCUUUUACAUAGAGUCAACUUUUAAUGGGCUAUUGUAGUUACUAGGUCAUGUUCAUGUAAUGUUUCUUUUAGUGUCCUAUAAGUUGGAGAAGGAAAGAAUGGGGAAAAGAAGACCUGUUAUUUGCCAGUUUUCAAAGAGACCACAAUCUAUGCCAAUUUUCUGAGAGUUUCUGCCUGAAGCAAUUGAAGGCGCCUUUUGAGUGACAACGAACGUAAGCAGCACAACGGAGAAGACUUACAGCCAGGGCGAGUAGUUCCAUAUCGGGACCGUUGGUUUUAUUUGUCAUCGAACUCUAUCAGAUUAUAUUGUUCCAUGUGUGUAGUCUUAGACCUUUUUGAUAUCUGUAACAUCCGUGGUGACGAAAGAUUAACUAGCAGCUGUUACGAAAGAUUUUUCCUUUCCUUUGCCUGAAACCUACGGUUACCUUUUAUAUGUGUGUGUAAGUACCAGAUGUUACGAUUUCUUUGCUGUUUCUUUUAUAGUUGUAGCAAGAGUAUGGACACUUUCUAAUGACUGCAUCCUUUAGGUUGUUCUUAUUUUGCUUUAAAUCUCUGGUUUUUAAGCCCCUGUGACAAAAUCCUAGCAGACAGUAUCCUCUAAAUGGACACAUCACAAUAAAGCCACAUGAUGGUUGCUGUUACUCUUUCUAUUACUCUGGAAUCAUAUGGAAAGCACUGCCAUGUUUUAAAUCACCUACUCCAUGUAUUGUUCCAUUCAAAAGUGAUACGCUGCCGUGGUUCAGGGAUCUUCUUCGGCAGAUACAUUUGAACCUCAAGCUCAUCACACACCUGGCACCUGAUUGUUGCUUCUCAGAGAAUGGACAUGUCUAGGCAAUCAGACCUCAGUUUAAUCAGGAACCUCGACCAACUGAUAACUCAUCGAUUUUAUCUAAAAAUAAUAGAUGGUAUGUGUAAACCACUGGGACAAAGCUCAGAUUGGACCAUCCAAAAAAUAAUUUCAGUUAUUUAUUACAAGAUUACACAAAAAUUAUUUCUAUGAUCAUUUCUUAUGAUCAUUAUAGUUCAGGAUCUUAAUAAAUACUUUAAAAAAUUUUUUUAGAUUCUAAUAACAUUUCGAGGAAUUAAAUAUGAUCACCUUUUUCCUUCUCCUGCUAAAUAAGAUGAGGUUUAAAAAGUAUUGAUGGUAUUUUCUGAUAGCCUGUCUCAAUAAAAUGGAAAUUCUAGUUUGUUUGGGUUAUGUAUACAUACUUUUCAAGAUACUUGAUAUAUGCCUAACUUACUGGAGGAUCUCAAUUUCUUGAGUAGGGAAAAUGUUACCCCGCCAGAGCUGCUGGUGGCCCAUGGUGCAUUCCAAAGGAGACACUGGACCAGUAAACCCAGUCAAGUCAAGGUAACAGAGCAGAAGGGAAGCCGAACUCCCUUUUCCAGGUACUGGCCCCACGCACUGUCAUGAGCACCCUUACCUUACCGCGGUCUUGAUCACUCUCCCAUAAAACACAUUAAAGAUGAAAAGUAUUUAAUCUGAUGAAAUAUAGAACACGGUAACAUUUACAGAUGACAUCUUGAAAACAAAGGCUGCUUAUGUCACCAAGAUGACUACCAUGUGGGGUUCUUUGAUGUACUGUCAAGUUGAAAAGGCAAAUUUUAAACAUUGUGACGGCCCUAUCUAGAACAUUCUAAAUGGUAAAUAGUUUGUGUAUGUGAAGGAAAGAAAGCAACUCUUUUCCAGUUCCCUCCCUUGAAGGUUUAGGGCAACACAGCCUAGAUAGUCGUGACAUGAAGACCCACGCUCAGUGCCUCGUCUUGAUCUGUCAGUCAUCGUCCACCAACCCUUCACAUCUCAUUUCCCAGUGCAUUGUCAGUCGAGCACAAAUAGGCCAGUGGUAGCGUCUUUGCAUAAUAGGAACAGACAAAAGAAAAACAAAAUCGAUUUUUAAAGCGAGAAGCUGUUUUAAAGUUCCAGGGAAAGUUGAUGGCUGGUUUAGGGUUAUUUGUGCAGGAGACAUCCUGUGUGUAUAAAGCAGGCACCUAUGAGAAGCUAGGAGUAGGGGACUUAGGACGAACGUGCAAUCAGUGCCCUUCUGAGCUCGCAAAAGAACACACUCCCCAGGGCGCGAGGAAGCUGGCUGCAGAGCUGAGGUGUGGCACUGCUGUUAAGCUCUGCUCUGGCCCUCCUUGCUAUAGCAGAUGCCAUUAGGUUGUCGGAAAAGUCAUGAUUCAUUUUUGCCACGAAAAACAUAGAAAAAGAUACAUCAUGACUUUUCCGACAGCCCAAUAUUUCCCCUUCGUGGCUUUCAACCAGCUGCUCAAAAAAAGAGAGAGAGCCUUACAUGGAGUUUUUAUUGCAGAGCUGGGAAGAAGUGUUUGGAGUGCCUUCGCUGGCCAAUGUGCUGUUGCCCUAUGUCAUAAACAAGCUCCCUUUACUAACCGGAGCAGGUUCCGAGCGCAGGAGAAGCGCUGGCAGGAGCCAAAGAGGAGGUCUUCAGGUACUGCCGAGCUGGGACCAAGACACGAGGCAGGCCCCAGAAAGCACGGGAGGGCAAGCGAACAGCUCCCGGGUGUGAAAGCCUAGUGUCAGCGUAGUGUCUGGAGGAAGCUUAUUUCCUUCUGUAAUGGGCUCUUUUUCCCCCUCGCCCUUCGCUUAACAGUGUAAACAUAUGAAUGGUUGUCGCUUUAUGUCUCCCGCCUGCAAACGAUGGGCAGCCGAGUUGAGCCUCUUCAUAGCUUCUUCCCCCUCUUCCUAUCAAGCAGUUUUCAAAAAGAAAGGCAGCAAAUUAUCAAAUUGAAUCAUCAAAAUGAAUUCCAGUGAGCUCGCCAAACAGAGGUCCUAACUUGCCAAGCCCAGUAGAGCCACCUGACCCGGAAAUAGGUGCCAGACAGUAACAGCAUGUGUAGCUGAAGGGGGCUGAAAACCAACGCGCAUCAUUUUUAAAUGACAUUUGGGGGUGGGGGGACCCUGAGAAUCAGCUGCUCGGGUCCUAAGCCUUUCUCCCUCUGCCUGCCUUGUUACGUCACCUCCCUCAAGUCACUGAACCUCUGUCUGUCUUUCUUUGCCUCAUAUUUAAAGUUAGAGCUGUUUUAUAAGACAACUGUGAGGUGCUGAUUCUUCUCUGUAGCAUACUUCGAAAACCAAAUACAAAGGCCAAAGUCAGUGGAGCCUACUGGCAAGCUUCCCUUCUGGCUUGUGGUUGUCACAUCAGAAGAGAACACGUGGUCACGUCCAGGAACGUGGAGACUUACAGGGCAUUGCUGUACCUCAGCUAAAUUAUGCAUUGGGUAGACUGCCAGGGAGUUAGCCUCUCAGCCCUGGGGGAGGUGACACAGCCAACAGCCAGAAAAAUCAGAACCCCAUGUGCAUAGAAGCCCCACGUUCCCACUGGGUAUAGCUUACACCCACCCUCAGUGCAAUCAAACUGGCUUUAAACUAAGAUAACACACAGAAAAAGGUGACUUUUCCGCAUAGCCUGCCGGCUCUGCAUGACGAUGUUGGCGACAUUAGAGCAGGUUUCUGUCCCAGCAGCGUUUUGUGGAUACAAAUGGUAUGUAAAACCCAUUGUCAGGGAAAGCGUGUUCUCAAGCUGAUCGUCUCCUAUUGGGCAGAAGGUGGUAAGGAUUUAGGGCUACAGAGGUACCGAUGUCUGACGUGCAUUGACAAGUUUGCUUCCCAGAUGAAAAGGUGCUUUAAGAAUAGGUCUGCUUA